Messenger RNA from Salvelinus sp. IW2-2015, 1791 nucleotides. Its product is annotated as UNC93-like protein MFSD11. The record is from RefSeq and is a predicted model, not a curated record. Lineage: Eukaryota; Metazoa; Chordata; Actinopteri; Salmoniformes; Salmonidae.
CUCACAACAACGACAUAAAGCUGGGUCGUAUUGUAUGCGAUCACGAGARACGUCGCUUGCUAGCUAUUAGAUACAUAGCCUACUAACUACAACAAUCUACCAAAUGUGCUAAUGGUAGGGUUAUGUUGAAUUGGCUCGUGCUGAUAAYUUAUUGACAGAGAGAGCGUGCGGAAGAAAAGUUACCAUAUGGACUUUUGAAGAAGAGUAGCCGAAAAGUGCUUGUCCAACAAAAGCCUGGGGGUCUCUAGCUAUAUUCUAUGCUUUAUGUAUUUGCUUAGCCAUCUCAGAAAUGUCUGGUCGACGCAAGAAGUGUAACUGUUGGAAUAAUCUGAUCUCAUUGCAUUGAGUGCUGUGUAGCGACCUGGGACAUCUACCAAGAGGUGGUGCAAGAAUAAUAUAAUCAUGGCAGACCUCAGGAUUUACAACGUUGUCAUUCUGGGACUAGGAUUUCUGUUAAUUUUCACUGCCUUCACCACCUGUGGAAACAUUGAACAAACCAUAGUUAAAAGCCUGGACAAUGAUACCUUCACUGGAAGUGGUUAUCACAGCCUUGGAAUCAUCUAUGGAAUUUUUUCGUUUUCAAAUUUGUUAGCUCCAACUGUUGUUGCAAUAAUUGGACCACAGUUUACAAUGUKUUUCAGUGGAAUUCUUUACAGUGGUUACGUAGCUGUAUUCAUCACCCCAUCAACAUGGUCCUUUUACUUCACCUCAGUACUAAUCGGCAUAGGAGCAGCCAUGCUUUGGACAGCCCAAGGACACUUCCUUGUGGAGAACUCUGAUGCUUCCACCAUCAAUAGGAACACAGGGAUGUUUUGGGCCCUUUUACAGUGCAGCAUGUUAUUUGGCAAUCUUUACAUUUAUUUUGAUUGGAAUGGAAGGCUAGAAAUAUCAGAUAGGAGCAGAAAGACUAUCUUUACAGGUCUGCUGGUUACCUCAGUGCUGGGAACACUCAGCUUCCUGGUUCUGAGAAAGACUCUUCCAACAGAGGAGGAGAUGCUCAAUGAGGAGGAAGGCCAGCCGUUGCUCUCGUCUCGCAUGAUGUAUAAGCAAAGAGCCAACUCUGCAGUACAAGAUGCAAAGUCAGARUUCAAGACAAUCCUGCAACUGCUCAAAACCAAAACMAUAUUGCUCCUGAGCUGUUGCAUGGCAUACAGUGGUCUGGAGCUAUCUUUCUACAGUGGUGUGUAUGGGACAUGUAUCGGGGCAACAACAGAGUUUGGAGCGGCAGCUAAAGGCUUGAUUGGGAUCUCCGGAAUCGUGGUGGGGAUUGGAGAGAUAGUUGGUGGAGGCGUCUUUGGACUAGCAUGUAAGAACAACCGAUUCAGACGGACAUCUGUAGUCUUCCUGGGGAUGGUCGUCCAUUUUGUCGCCUUCUACUUGAUCUACCUCAACAUCCCAGAUGAUGCCCMUGUGGUUUUAAAAACUAGCACACUGAACAAGCCAUAUCUGACACCAAGUAUCUCCAUCGCAUUGCUGUGUAGUUUCCUGCUUGGACUCGGUGACAGCUGUUUCAACACUCAACUGUACAGCAUCUUGGGGCGUGUUUAUGCUGAGCAAAGCGCGCCUGCUUUUGCCAUCUUCAAAUUCAUCCAGUCCAUUUUUGCAGCAGUUGCCUUCUUCUACAGUGGCUACUUGCUGUUGACAUGGCAACUGCUCAUUAUGGUCAUCUUGGGCUUCACUGGAACACUCUGCUUCUUCAUGGGGAAAGAUACAGAACUUCUCCGUAGACCUACAACAAGAGUAUUAGACCCGUUCAUUUUCAACACUGGCACGUCAUGGGAUUGUGUAUAG